GAAGAAGAAGACGAAGACGAAGAAGAAGAAGAGGACGACGACGACGACUACUAGGGAACGGAAGUAAACGUUAUGAGAAUGUGAAUUCGCAGCAUCCAGGCUUGUAUUAGCUCUGGACAUGUCGCCUUUACCCUCAUCUGCAGCUGUCUGACUAACUGUAGUAAUACAUGAGUGUAGCUGGAACGUUAGCCAACUGCACUUCUGUCCGGCCCUGCCACAUUUCACUGAAAAUGCGCUGAUUUGUUUUCCAGAACUAUCGCGAUCUAAAGUCAACGUAACCACCAAUCAGUCAACAAGUUCACGGAUGGACAUGUCCAGUAGACUGUUAGUGCUGCAGCAGCUGGCUGAGAGCUGUGGGGUCAGUACAGUCCAGCAGGGCUUACAGCAGGUCUGGAGGCUGCUCCUCCUCUGCCUCAUCUGUAGACUCUGCUUCAGACUGGGAGGUGUGUCCACUGUGAAGCAUGUAGUGUCGGCGUUGUCUGGGGUCUACGGCCUCUUCCUGUUUUUUGAACUGCACAUGCUGUGGGUGCUGUGGCUCUGUGCGCUCUGUUACCUUGUUCUGCUCCUCAGCCGACACUCCAGCAGCAGAGGCCUCUUCCUCUCGGUUGUCAUCCUCAUCUACCUCCUUGUUGGAGAGUUGCAUUUGAUUGACAUGGUGACCUGGCAUAAAAUCAGAGGCUCUCAGAUGGUGGUGGCCAUGAAGGCCAUCUCUCUGGCCUUUGACCUGGACAGAGGAACAGUGGGCAGCCUGCCCUCCCCAGCUGAGUUCCUGGGUUAUGUUCUUUUUGUUGGCACUGUUGUCUUCGGCCCUUGGAUCAGCUUCUCCACUUAUCAGAACGCCAUUGAGGGCACAAAACUGAGCUGGUUGUGGCUGCGUAGCUCCUCCCUCAGCCUGCUGAAGAGUCAGAUCUGUCUGCUGGUCUCCACCUGCGUCGCCCCUUACCUGUUCCCUUUGUUAAUCCCCAUCUAUGGAAGCACAGUCACACAGAAGUGGCUUCAUGCUUAUGAGAAUGCAGUGUCCUUCCACUUCAGUAACUACUUUGUGGGUCACCUCAGUGAAGGCACCAGCAUGCUGGCUGGUGCAGGCUUCACUGAAGAAAAGGACAACAUCAGAUGGGAUAUGCGUGUGGUGAAGCCUCUCAGUGUGGAAAUGCCUCGCUCCAUGGUGCUGGUGGUGACGUCCUGGAACAUCCCCAUGUCCAGAUGGCUAAAAACCUAUGCCUUUAAAAACGCCAUGAAACUGGGGACUUUUCCAGCCAUCCUGGUGACGUACACUGCCAGCGCCUUACUGCACGGUCUGAGCUUUCACCUGGGAGCUGUUCUGCUCUCUUUGGGCUUCAUCACAUAUGUUGAACAUGUUCUGAGAAAGAAGCUUGCAUCCAUCUUCAGUGCCUGUAUCCUGUCCAGGGCCUGCACCUCUGACUGCAGCCACCAGCACAAGAAGGAGUAUUGGGUGAUGUUGCUAAACCUGGUUUUCAGCUUCCUGGCCAUCUUCCACCUCACCUACCUGGGCUCCAUGUUUGAUCCUGGAGUUGAUGAACAGGAAGUAGAGGAGGUGAGAGCAACUGAGGACUGAGUUAAAGGAAAAGGGAAUAUUUCUAUGCCACAUAAAUGCCAACAGGAUGUAGUGCAGGACACAGUGGCUCCGUUUUGAGCAGUGAAGAGCCUACCAGGAAUGGGAGGGAUUAUGCCCUUUCGGUAGCUGGAAGGCUUUUAAUUGGAAACAUCAGUGAAUUAAACUCUACACUUUCUGCACAGAAGCUUAAUAAAGACGGAAGACAAAAAUAAAGUGAACGAUCGGUACUUGUUAGAGAAGCAAAGAGAGAGCAGCAGAGUGGUGAGUAUGACAUGACUCUGAAGUACUGAUGGAGUUAAUGUACGUCACACUGAAAGUAUCAAGACUUCAGGUGAACAUGAAGGAACAGGAGCAGAUCAGAAAACAGGCAGCCCUUAACUGAAAUACUGUAUGAUGGCACAUGCUAAUAAAACUGACAUUAGAAAUAUACGGCUGGUGCAGGGGCUAGCACUGUCCCCUCACAGCAACAGGGCUCUCCCCUCUGUGUGGAGUAGAUGCUUAUGGCUGACUGGCUCCAGUCCCCCUAGACCCUCUGAGGAUGAGGAUAUAAUGGAUUGAUAGAUACAGUUGUGAAAAAGUGUUUGCCCCUUCCUGAUUUCUUAUUUUUUUGCAUGUUUG
Molecule: messenger RNA, 2194 nt
Organism: Anarrhichthys ocellatus (wolf-eel)
Lineage: Eukaryota; Metazoa; Chordata; Actinopteri; Perciformes; Anarhichadidae
Product: protein-serine O-palmitoleoyltransferase porcupine-like
Exons: 12
Coding region: 305-1576 (423 amino acids)
Biological process (GO): Wnt protein secretion; protein palmitoylation; lipid modification
Cellular component (GO): membrane; endoplasmic reticulum
Molecular function (GO): Wnt-protein binding; palmitoleoyltransferase activity
Source: RefSeq, a predicted model, not a curated record